CAAACGUUUCCUCGAUUUUUGCACACUUUCUGCUGUUUUAUUUUGCCGUCUAUCGCACAUAAUUCCCUCCCCUCUCCCUACAGUCCCUACAAAUUCCAACCCGCACACCCGUUUCGUGGACUCUAGAGAAAAUGUCCAGCGAUGCAUUUAGACACCAGCAGAUGCGCGCCAGCAUAAGCGGACGGGGCAGCCCCUCUGUGCACAGCGUCGGCACUCCGCGAAUGCGCGAGUAUUCCGGGCCACUGCCGAACCACCCAGCGCGCGGGCACUCCGAGACAUCGCUGUCUGUGGUUGUUCCCGAUAUGCCUGUGCCGCUAGGCUCUGUGCCCACAGCGCUGGCACACCGGGUGGACCGGCGGCGCGACUACUAUACCGACAGCCAGACGCUGGGCGCAGCCAUGGGUGCAGCAGCACCAACCAACACGGGAAUCAGAUACAGCACCUCGGAGCGGCCUGACUCGACAACAAUCGAACCAGGCAAACGGUCGCCGGCAUUCAGACGGGCACCGGGCAAGUCCCCGGGUGGGUACGGCGCAGAGUCGCAUCUGCCGAGGUUUAUGGUCGACAGGAUGCUGCGUGAGAGCGAGAAGCCAGAGUCAAUGAGCGGACGGACAAGUGUGGCCAGCGCCCGGAGUCAGAGCUCGGCAGGGUCGCCUAAACCCAACCAGCAGGCAUCUAUGAGGAGCAUCCUGGAGAUCGAGGAGGCAAAGCUAUUGGCGGCUGAGCGGCAGAACCAGCUACAUGCCAGCGACGGCAUUCUGUCGGAGGAGCAAAAGGUUGCAUAUGUCGGGCUGGUGUAUCUGCUGCUGGUGGACAUGCAGGACCGGCUCAAUGUGCAGUUCAAGGAGUCCCAGUCAUCGACAGCCAGCUUCAUGAAUUUUUCGCGUCGGGUCAUGCGCAAGAUGUACAGGCAUGUCAGCAUCUCGCUUGAGGAGCAGCGCAUGAUCGAUAUGCUGCCGCGCCACAAGAUCCAGAUAGAAGACAUGGCGGCCUCGCUGGCGGCCCAGGGCGACACAAUCAUUGUUGAGGCAGACCAGGAGCUGGCGGUUGCGCACCUAGCAACUGACGACCUCGUGCAUGAUCUGAAACCAACUAGAGACAGCGCUGAGGAGGAGCGCGAGGAUAAGAAGAAAAGGAAGAACAAGCUGGGGCUCAGUUGGAUGGGCAGCGGGUCGCUGGAGAACACGGAUGACGAGGACAGCGACAUGUACUCGCAGUACUCGAUGCUGCCGACGGAUGCACCGGAUAGACAGUCGUUAGAUGGCGCCGAGAAGCAGAAGCGCUCGUUUGACAGCGAUGUUUCUGAGAAGCAGCUCCCAGAACCUGCGAAUACCUCUUCGGAGCAGCCGGCGGCUCGGAUAUCAGUUGGCAGUGAUAGCGCUGGACUGUCUGGGCGCGAGACAAGCGGUGAGACGGUGCAGACAGAUACAGACGAUGCCGUACCGCCAUACGUCAGCAUGUUCUGCUCAGAACCGCAGACGCCUAUAUCACCAAUGCCUCCAUCCAUCAACGACCUAGACGACGAGACGCUGACCAAGGUUGAUGUCGACCAGACGCUUGUAAUCGACGUGCGUGCGACCCUAAUUCUCGACCUAUUCCUGCUCCUGCUGACUGACGAUGUGUAUGACAGCCGCAGCCGCUACCUGCUGCGUCGCAUGGCUGAAGCCAUCGGCUACCCGUGGGUCGAGGUGAUGAAGUGCGAGCGACGCGUAACGCGCCAGCUGUGUCUGCAUGAAUAUGCUACUGACGUGCGGGUGGCGACCAAGGACUCGUCCAAGAGCGUGCUAAAAGAGCAUGCCUCCAAGGGCAAGAAGAAGCGUCUGAUGAUUAUCGGUUUGGCCACAGUGGGCGGCGGGCUCGUGAUCGGUCUCAGCGCCGGGCUCUUGGCGCCAGCCAUUGGUGCAGGCAUUGGUGCAACCCUAGGUGCUAUUGGCGUGGCUAACACCGGCACUGCGCUGAUCACUGGCGCAGCGACGCUGACGGGCAGUGGGCUGGCGGGGCGGCAAAUUACCAGGCGCACGCGGUUUGCCGAGCAGUUCGAGUUUAUCCCAUGCAUUAGUGAGCAGCAGACGAACCUGAUUCUGACUGCCGAUAAUGGCGUGUUUUCGUUCUCGACGCUUGACCCGCUGAACGGCGACCACUGCAGUCUGCUGUGGGACUCGCUGCGCAUGAUUGUCGGUGAAACCCUGCAGCACACAGUUUUGCCGAGCCUGCUUGGACCACUGUCGAUUCCAAUGUGGCUGGCCAAGCUCGGGUACGUGCUCGACAACCCGUGGUCCACCGGCUGCGACAUGGCGGAAAAGGCAGGGCCACGCGUGCAGGGCCAGCGGCCGGUGACACUGGUUGGAUACUCGAUCGGCGCACGCCUGAUAUUUUAUGCCCUGCUGGAGCUGGCACGCAUGAACGCCUUUGGGCUUGUAGAGGACGUGUACUUGUUUGGCGCGCCUGUAGUGGAGUCGUCCGAGGAGUGGCGGCGUGCAGCCAGCGUCAUCGGCGGGCGGUUUGACUGGAUUCUCAGCUUCUUCUACCGCACCACCAGCCUUGGACGCAACUCCAUCGCUGGCCUGCAUCCGAUCACCGGCCUUCUGAUGCCGCGGCUGAUGAGCAAGCAGGGGAUCCGGACGAUGAUCGAGGAGCUGGAGAAGGCGGCCGAGCUGCUAGAAGCCCACGAUAAGAAGAAGAAGAAGUGGAUCCAGAAGCUGACGUUCUGGGACUCGGGGUCGUCGAGCUCGACGAGGAGGGGGUCGGUCAGCAGCUCAGACUCGCCCCCUGCCACAGAGCUCGGGAUACAGGUCAAGGAGGUCGAGGCGACCUUGCCGGCGCUGUCGAAGAAUGUGGAGUAGACUCUUUGUAUUAUCAUACUAUAUAUGUAGCUUUUGCAGACUCCAUAUCUUUACCUAUAUAUAAGAUUUUAUAGUC
This is a messenger RNA of Linderina pennispora, 2919 nucleotides long. RefSeq names its product DUF726-domain-containing protein. The transcript is spliced from 15 exons. Bases 303 to 2843 code for a protein of 846 amino acids. NCBI's taxonomy places the organism in Eukaryota, Fungi, Kickxellomycota, Kickxellomycetes, Kickxellales, Kickxellaceae. The record is from RefSeq and is a predicted model, not a curated record.